Xyrauchen texanus (razorback sucker) is the source of this 2123-nucleotide messenger RNA. RefSeq names its product protein shisa-like-1a. The record is from RefSeq and is a predicted model, not a curated record. The transcript has 5 exons. Lineage: Eukaryota; Metazoa; Chordata; Actinopteri; Cypriniformes; Catostomidae. Bases 302 to 931 code for a protein of 209 amino acids.
UUCAUCAGUGAGGUCUGCAGAUUUGGCUCUUUGACACAUCAAGGGACUCUGGCUUACCAGGAUGAACUCUGUGUCAACGACCACCCAGCUUGCUGUAAAAGUGUUUGAGGGGCAACAAAAGACAAACUGAGACAGACCGAGAGAAAAAAGAGUGAGAAGGGAUUUCUUUCUGAAAGGGAUUCCCCCACCCAAGGAAACAGAGGUGUGCUGGCAGACUGUCAGAGUCAUGAACAGAAGCUGGAGGUAGAACAUGACAUCUAGAACCAGCUGAAGCUGCCAGGCUUCAUGUCUCCAUCCUCCCAUGAGGGAGGACACGAAGAUGAGUGUCACCAACGAUCACUCCUUCAACAUCCUGACCAUCAUCUUUCUCCUCCUAUCUACUGAAGCUCUUUCGGCGCAUUUCCGAGUGUGUGAACCUUACUCUGACCACAAGGGGCGCUAUCACUUUGGAUUCCACUGUCCUCGUCUCUCAGACAAUAAGACUUACAUGUUCUGCUGUCACCAUAACAACACAGCCUUCAAGUACUGCUGCAACGAGACCGAGUUUCAGACAGUCAUGGGGGUCAACCUGACCACCUCCCCAGACGGUUACGCUCACAACAAUUACUCUGCAUUAAUCGGCGUGUGGAUCUAUGGAUUUUUCGUCAUGGUGCUGUUAGCUCUUGACUUCCUGUAUUAUUCUGCCAUGAACUAUGAGGUGUGUCGGGUUUAUCUGGAGAAGUGCGGUCUGGGGGGCCGCUGGCUGAAACAGGCCCGCAGUCAGUGGCAUGGCCCUGCGCAGGAGGAGAGUGACGGGCGGCCCGUUCAACCUGGAGCUCCAUCAGUACCUCAUGAGCAACAUCAUCAACACAGCUGCAGUCAGACCAGACACAGCAUGACUGAGGACACACAUAACACAACACAGAUCACACACAACAUGGCAACGGCCUGAGUAACCGAAUGAAGACCAACUGUAGGCAUCCCCCAACAAAGAAUUGCACCAUGGAAAUGUUGCACAUGCCCCAUGCCACAUGGACAUAAAUAUGCCUCAGGGGCCCAAUGGCCCCUAGCUUCUCGAUGUGGUCAAAAUCUCACUGAGCACAACCUUCAACCCCUCUACAAAAACCAGAGCCUCAACUACCAGAACCACAGAGGAACCCGCGAGGAGCUGGAUGGGUUCCUGAACGGCCCAACUAUGUCUGAACUGCAGCUGUACCGAGAAGUGUGGAACUCGAAACAGACCUCUGACUGACGUGAGGAAUUCACAAUAGCAAGUCCAGACCCAGAACACAGAGACUUAGCGUCUAUUAGAUGUUUUUGGAGGGACCUAUAUAGCCGUUUCUGCACUUUUUUUGUGAGUUUGUCUGGAUUACACUUUCUGUAACUGUGCGAUGUCGGUUUAUUUAUUCGUAAGAGUCAGGGAAUAUUUAGGCAAGUAAGAACUGAAAGACAGUUCAAAGUCAUCCAACAUCAUUCAAAAGAUUGUCACAACCCGUUAGGACUUCUUAUGAAGUAUUAGACAUGAUAUUAACUUUGCAGUAAAUGUCACAACUCACUUGGCAUGGGUGGUUUUAUGGUGAAGAAUGUGUUCGAGACUACUGUUGUGAUAUUAUAUAAAAUGUUUCUCUUUUGUGAGAUUAAUUGAGGUAGAACAUUGUAUUGAGGGUUUUGUCAAUUUUUAUUCUCUUUUACUUCAUGCCCAGAGGAUCAUGGUAUAGUGUGUGUGUGUGUGUGUGUGUGUGUGUGUGUGUGUGUGUGUGUGUGUGUGUGUGUGUGUGUGGUAGUUGUUGUUUAGUCGGUCUGCAGUAUUCACUUUAUUAACAGUAUUGAUUGGUUGAGUUCAUGUAGAUUUCAUUUCAGUUGUCAAUUGAACUGCCGAAAUAAAAACUCAUGACUAAAAAACGAUUACACACUCCGUGUGUUACAAAAUUAUGCACGUCAUACAUUUUCAGAAAAGCAAAUAUGUUGGAAAAUUCAAAAGUGGCUUCAAAAACAACAUGAAACAGCAUUCAUGACCCAUUUUAAUUAAGCAAUGAGAAUGAAAUUUGUACAAAAUUUAAAUGCAUCGAUCUUAAAAUGAGUUCUAAUGGCAUUCUCAGAGUUUUAUACAGGUAUGCUUUUCUCCUUAAAUGCCUGUUUAUUAA